AUUAUGAUUUUGAUGCAGAGUCAAUGGUGUCAACGUUUUCAAAAUGGCAAGUACGGUGAAUGAGAUCGUGGCUCAAGUGAAGGAAAAUCUUACGGAAUAUCAGAAUGCAACAACCGCAAGAGUGCCGUCGACACCCGAAGGAAUGGCUAUUGCUUACGGUAGUCUCAUUAUUAUGGCCAUUUUACCGAUUUUUUUCGGUAGCUAUCGUGCCGUCAAACAUCAUAAAGAACAGCAGCAACAGUACAAAGCCAGUGGUGAACAACCUGAUACAAUGUCUCGUAGAGAGGCUGCUAUGUUUCCUCUUAUUUCCAGUGUUACAUUAAUAGGCUUGUAUAUAUUGUAUAAGGUAUUUGCAAAAGAGUAUGUUAACCUGAUAUUGGCUGGAUACUUUUUCUUCCUUGGCAUUUUAGCUUUGUGUCAUCUUACCAGUCCAUUGAUCUCAUCAUUGGUACCUGCUGCAAUUCCAAAAACGCAAUAUCACAUUUUAUUUACAAGAGGAAAAGAUGAUAAAGAAGAGCAUAUAAUUAACUAUAAAUUUAAUCUACAUGACAUUGUUUGUCUUGUAUGCUGUUCACUCGUGGGUGCUUGGUAUCUUUUAAAAAAACAUUGGAUAGCUAAUAACCUAUUUGGUAUAGCAUUUGCCAUAAAUGGAGUUGAAUUGUUACACCUCAACAAUGUUGUGACUGGAUGCAUUUUGCUCUGUGGUCUUUUAUUUUACGACGCCUUUUGGGUGUUUGGUACAGAUGUAAUGGUGACGGUAGCGAAAUCUUUUGAAGUUCCCAUUAAACUCGUCUUUCCACAAGAUCUUUUAGAAAAGGGCUUGAGCGCCGGUAAUUUUGCUAUGCUGGGAUUGGGUGACAUUGUAUUACCUGGUAUCUUUAUCGCAUUGUUGUUGCGGUUUGAUAAUAGUCUCAGUAGGAAGACAAAUGUUUACUUCUAUUCGACGUUCUUCGCAUACUUCAUGGGAUUACUCGCCACCAUGAUGAUCAUGCACUUAUUCAAUCACGCACAACCUGCUUUAUUGUAUCUAGUACCCGCGUGUGUAGGCACGCCGUUGCUCUUAGCAUUAGUCAAAGGAGAUCUCAAGGCACUUUUCUCGUAUGAAGAUCAUCCGUCGCAACCUAUAAAUGGAACGCAACAAUCGGAACAAACGCAAAUAGAAGCGAAAAAGGAUAAAUAAUAUGUUAAUUAAUAACACGAAAAGUAUGAGGUAUUCGCGACAUUAUCGCGCUAUAAUUUUCCAAAUUCUUCGAACAGAAAAAGAAAAGUAAAGAAAGAUUAAUCAUGGUUCAUGCUCAAGACGUACAAUCACGCAUUGUGAAAACUAUAGCUUAUAAUUAUGCCUUGCAUGCACAUGAACUGCAAGGUAUAUAAUUCCGAUUCUCACUGUAGUAAACACUCGCGGGUAUCGUUUCAAUCGCCAAAAAAAAGUUCAACGAUAGGAAAUAGGAUUGUGAUAAUUAAAGAAACCGUUUCAUUUGCAUGCAACAUUAAAGAGAAAUUUUUAUCACUCAUGUAUGGUAUCGGUGGAAAAUGGUUCCAUGAUACUGGAAGGAACAUAUCGGGAAGAUGUUGAAUAUUAAUUGUAGUUUCAUUAUUUCACAUAUAGUGUAAAAUAAUAUAAAAAUACUUCCAAUUGUUGAUUUAUAUUUUGUACAUAGUAAUGUGUACAAUAGUUUCUAUAUGAAAAUCUCUCUUUUACAGUGUAUUUUACAUUCUAAAAAUUAGUUCAGAAUUAAGUUCCAAUUAUAUAUAAGUUUCUAUUAUAAGAGUAAAUUCUCUUCAGGAUUUCUCUUUCUGAUCACUACCAUGUGUGAGUGAUAAUCAUAAAUUGUGAAUGUAUUGUUGUAAAGUUGACCUUCUUUCUAUGCAAUACAUUAAACGAAUUAAUAUAAAACGGA
Molecule: messenger RNA, 1901 nt
Organism: Camponotus floridanus (Florida carpenter ant)
Lineage: Eukaryota; Metazoa; Arthropoda; Insecta; Hymenoptera; Formicidae
Product: minor histocompatibility antigen H13
Exons: 6
Coding region: 44-1180 (378 amino acids)
Biological process (GO): membrane protein proteolysis
Cellular component (GO): cytoplasmic side of endoplasmic reticulum membrane; lumenal side of endoplasmic reticulum membrane; membrane
Molecular function (GO): aspartic endopeptidase activity, intramembrane cleaving
Source: RefSeq, a predicted model, not a curated record